Alternaria atra is the source of this 1749-nucleotide messenger RNA. RefSeq lists its product as uncharacterized. The transcript has 4 exons. The record is from RefSeq and is a predicted model, not a curated record. Gene Ontology annotation, molecular function: protein binding. The coding region runs from base 1 to 1749 and encodes 582 amino acids. NCBI's taxonomy places the organism in Eukaryota, Fungi, Ascomycota, Dothideomycetes, Pleosporales, Pleosporaceae.
AUGGCUACGCCUACAGAGCGCAAGUACGAGUUCUUCGUGACGACAGACGAGCCACAUCAGCCAGAUGGCGUACAACGGAACAUGAUCCGACGGUUGGUGAUGCGCAACUACUUCGAGACGAAGAUGGCCGAAACCCAGUCCAGCGUACCUGAACACAACUCCACUAGCACAGCCACGGCAAAAAAACAGCUGAAGAGCCGGUUCCGAUUAUCUGAACCGCAGAACGAGAAGAGGAAGAAUGUGAGCAAGGUAUCGGGAGAUAUAUGCGAACAAAGUGAUGAAAGAGGGAGAAGACCGCAAGUUUUGAGAACUAGGUCCGGCCCGAUACCAUCAUCCUCAUCCAUCGAAGAAGGGAGCAGUACGAAAAACAGGUCCAAUAGGAAGAGGACCAAUAUAAACAAGAGAAAUACAAGUGAACCGACGGUAGAGAAGCCAUCCCCAAAGAUCGAUCCAAGUGCUCAUCGUAUCGAUCCGUUUGACGCUUUGCCAAUACCUGGGACGCCACAGCUUGAUGCGCUCUUCCGAUUAUACCAAAGUGCACCCAAGGACAACCCAGUCGCCAUCGACGUCAAGUACACAUGGAGACCCUUCAUUCUAAAUGAUGCUGGCUUGUUGCACGCAACCCUGGCAAGCUGGGCGUUUUAUGGGGUACUCGUGAAUGGAUUUCGUGACCUACGGGUGUGUAAUCUCAAACACAAAAGUGAAGCUAUCAACAUCGUUAAACGCAAACUUGCGAUGUGCGGAGGAAUCGUUAGUGAUGAAGUAGUUGGCACAGUCUUGACACUGGCAAAUCUUGAGAAUCUUAUUGGAGCAUAUGAUGCGGCGCAACUUCACAUUACUGCACUGAAAAGUAUGGUGAAUGCGCGAGGUGGACUAGCUGCUUUUGGGCACAACGAUGGCUUGUUGCGUGGUAUCAUAUGGAUGGAUUUCCAUACUGCAGCAGCCUUUCGCAUACCCCCGUCAUUCCCGUAUAUAUGCCUGGAUCCAGAUACUCCUCCUCUCCCCGGCGAGCUUAUGGAAGAAGCAGCUUCCACGUCACCAACUUCUCUGCUUCAACUAUCUUGCGCGGCUAUUGACUGCUUCAACAUCUUCUAUCGACUUCAUCGCCUCGCGCUGGCAACAUCAUCACACUGGCGUGGACACACUGCACGCCGGACGCUCAGCAAUCUCCUCUACGAGAUACAGUUCAUCAUUCUCUCAGUGCCGGAUCACUCACACGAUUUCCUGGAUUGCGACUGGGGCAUCCAACACGAAUCGAGCGAGGAUCAUCAGCGUCGAAAAAACAGAGCAAAUGCCGCAAGUGUGGUUGAAGCACUCCUCGCAGCAGCCCUCAUCUUUGUGUACGCUGUUCUGCGGGCACUACCAUUGCACACUAAGAUUUUCGCCAUCCUGCUGUCUCGACUGCGCAUCGCUAUAGAUCGACCGAGGACAUCAGUGGUAGAAGUAUGGAAGCGAGAGGAGAAUCUCAGCAUGCUACUCUGGGUCCUCGUCACCGCGUGUUCUGUUGCGUCGGGCGCUGAACGAACGUGGUGGAUCACGCGGCUAUCAGAGCUUUGUGAAGAAAUGGAUAUCAUCAGUAGGCAUCGUCUCGAGAACGAAAUGCGGCAUGUUGCGUGGACGGACCUAUUCUUUGAUGACAAGAUGGAUGGCAUCUGGGCAGAAGUAAUGCAGUUACGGGGACAUGCGCUUUCCAGGGCGCCGCUAGCAGCCACAUGGACUGAUCCUGCCUUGCUCACUACACGGAUAUAG